Molecule: messenger RNA, 1272 nt
Organism: Schistocerca nitens (vagrant locust)
Lineage: Eukaryota; Metazoa; Arthropoda; Insecta; Orthoptera; Acrididae
Product: axoneme-associated protein mst101(2)-like
Exons: 1
Coding region: 1-1272 (423 amino acids)
Source: RefSeq, a predicted model, not a curated record
AUGCAGGGAAAGAGGAGUUCAGGGAAAGAGCGAUACACGAAAAGAGCAGUGCAGGGAAAGUGCAGAGCAGCCAAAGAGCGAUACACGAAAAGAGCAGUGCAGGGAAAGAGGAGUGCAUUGAAAGAGCAGUGCAUGGAAAGAGGAGUGCAGGGAAAGAGCGAUACACGAAAAGAGCAGUGCAGGGAAAGAGCGAUACACGAUAUGAGCAGUGCAGGGAAAGCGCAGUGCAGGGAAAGAGCGAUACACGAAAAGAGCAGUGCAGGGAAAGAGGAGUGCAGGGAAAGAGCAGUGCAGGGAAAGAGGAGUGCAGGGAAAGAGCGAUACACGAAAAAAGCAGUGCAGGGAAAGAGCGAUACAGGAAAAGAGCAGUGCAGGGAAAGAGGAGUGCAGGGAAAGAGCGAUACAGGAAAAGAGCAGUGCAGGGAAAGAGGAGUGCAGGGAAAGUGCGAUACACGAAAAGAGCGGUGCGGGGAAAGAGCUAUACACGAAAAGAGCAGUGCAGGGAAAGAGCUAUACAGGGAAAGAGCAGUACAGGGAAAGAGGGGUGCAGGGAAAGAGCGAUACACGAAAAGAGCAGUGCAGGGAAAGAGGAGUGCAGGGAAAGAGCGAUACACGAAAAGAACAGUGCAGGGAAAGAGCGAUAUAGGAAAAGAGCAGUGCAGGGAAAGAAGAGUGCAGGGAAAGGGCGAUACACGAAAAGAGCAGUGCAGGGAAAGAUCAGUGCAGGGAAGGAGCGAUACACGAAAAGAGCAGUGCAGGGAAAGAGCUAUACAGGAAAAGAGCAGUGCAGGGAAAGAGGAGUGCAGGGAAAGAGCGAUACACGAAAAGAGCAGUGCAGGGAAAGAGCUAUACAGGAAAAGAGCAGUGCAGGGAGACAGGAGUGCAGGGAAAGAGCGAUACACGAAAAGAGCAGUGCAGGGGAAGAGCUAUACAGGAAAAGAGCAGUGCAGGGAUAGAGGAGUGCAGGGAAAGAGCUAUACACGAGAAGAGCAGUGCAGGGAAAGAGGAGUGCAGGGAAAGAGCGAUAUAGGAAAAGAGCAGUGCAGGGAAAGAAGAGUGCAGGGAAAGGGCGAUACACGAAAAGAGCAGUGCAGGGAAAGAUCAGUGCAGGGAAGGAGCGAUACACGAAAAGAGCAGUGCAGGGAAAGAGCUAUACAGGAAAAGAGCAGUGCAGGGAAAGAGGAGUGCAGGGAAAGAGCGAUACGCGAAAGAGCAGUGCAGGGAAAGAGCUAUACAGGAAAUGAACAGUGUAGGGAAAGAGCGAUACAUUGA